Molecule: messenger RNA, 6396 nt
Organism: Ooceraea biroi (clonal raider ant)
Lineage: Eukaryota; Metazoa; Arthropoda; Insecta; Hymenoptera; Formicidae
Product: mucin-5AC
Source: RefSeq, a predicted model, not a curated record
GAGAGAGCAAUUCUCUGCACUUGGCAUUUCCCGCGUUCGCUCGCUGGUCACGAAUUUCCUAUUUGUCUAUCAACGAUGGCUGACGCAUCGAUAUAUAUCGAUGACCUCAUCGCCCGCGGCAACUUCCUACUGCUGCGGUGAAUGUGCUCUUUUCAAACAUGGGGAGGUUACUUUUUUGAAGUACUAUGUGGGAUCUUGGUAACCGGGGUGCCGUGUUGUUGAUAAGUGUGACGUGUGGUUGCGUGCUGGUGUACAACGCGUGGGGCACGAUACUGGCUCUGGCGUUUUCGUUGUUGCUCGUGGUGUACGUGUGCUACUCGCUGCUCGCAAACGACUGCUUGGUAUCACCGCACGCGUAUUACAUACUUGGCUACCUGCGGCAAGCGGUUGUCGAGCUUGCCACCGCCUUGCGCACCACCGUCGACCACGGUACUCGGUAUCUACGUAAGCUCUGGCACAGUGCGAAACGUUUUCGUGAGUAUUUUCCGUUCGGGAUGGAUAGGCGACGCGCGAACAGUUACCAGCUCAGCAGUGAUUCGUAUGCUGCGACUACCCCCGCCGUCGAUUCCAUCGCGAAACGCAAGACUUUAUCACCGUCAGCGUCACUGUCGACGUCCACGUUCAGCUUAAUCAAUCAGUUAAGCCCGAUUCCACUUGCCCGUUAUCCUCGUUCGUGCAUCAAUGAGACGCUCGUGGCAGAUGACAGGUCCUGUCAUGGUACGCCCUAUCACGCUGGCGAUCAUUAUUUGCAGCAGCAGCAGCAACUCCUUUACGGCAAGCAUACUUCUACACCGAUCUUCAAGAAAGAUGUCAGGGAAAGGGAUUCCAAAAAUGGUAACAUCGAUAUAGUCUCGCAGUCACGCGAGAUAUCCUCUAAGAAGAGCUCCCCUAUGUAUGCUCAGAACCAUACGCUGAGCCGUGGUGAGAACGCCACGCAAUUCAGUCCCGAGGGUUCGCCAUGGGGCACGAGUAUCAGUCCCAAGAUGCGUCCUAGGCCGGCAGGCAUGAAAACUGUCCAGACUACUGCGGGACCGUUGUUGGCAUCGACGAGAUACAACAUUGAUCCAAAGGUAUACACAGACGUGACAUCACCAGGUCUUACAACAAGACUGACCAAGUAUGCUACAGAAGCAAAAAGUAAAUUAAAUCACCAGUCUCAGUAUGGCAUGGGACAAUUUCCGAAAGUAAAUCUCCACGCGAGUCCAGUUCCUAUGCUAACCACAAAAUUAACAAAAUUGAGAAUGCCAGUCACGGUUAGAGUGGCACCGCCAGAUGCGGUCAAGUACUCGUCGCCGGAGAGACAAAAAAUAUUACAUAAUAUUUGCCACAUGGAAAACAAGUCGCCCACGAGCGUCGUUCAAGUUCUGAGAGAGAUUUCGUUGAAACGACACGCAUCGAGGGAAGACAUCAGCUUCGACGUGGUUAAGAAACAAAAGACGGAGGGCUUCUUCAGCGAGGAAAGGGAAAUGGCUCUGGAGGAGACUAAGCAGAAACGACCUAGGGAUGAUGUGUCUAAAUCGGAAGAGGAUCUUUCUCCUCAAAGUAAAUCUAGUAGACCUGCAAAACGUACAAAAACGCGAUCCUGUUACGAUAUCCUAAAUUCGCUGAGUUCAAGCAUCAAUGUUGCUACCGGCGUUAAAAGGAAAGCAGUGGAUUUCUCGCGUAGUGGAUCACCCGAUUUCGAGAAGCACUUCAAAUCCUUGGAAAGUGCACAACACAAUCAUUCUUCUGCUAUGCCACGGUCUCAGAACUUGAACACCGAAUGUAACAGACCGGAAUUUAAAGAAAUAUAUUCGAGAAUUCCGGAAAAGCUCGGGUCUAAUAAAUCAGAAGAGUUCCCAUUGAUGAAGGGGAUACUGAAGUCGUAUAAAGAGUCGAGAGUCAACUUGAAUAAACCAGCACCUGUAAUCCACAAGACCAUAAAAAGCACAAGGGAUAUAACUGAUAGCAAGGGAUCUAGUGUCUCGACGAAAUCUGUCAAAUUGACGGAUAAGCUAUUUAUGAGAGCUGAACCCAAAAGGAACGAGCAAUUAAAGAUGCUCAUGGAAGAACCGAGUAAUGUGAAGGCCAAAUUUACGUCAAAUAAUGUGGAAGAAAUAAGGAGAGAAGACAUUCGGAAUAUGAGACAAACCAGCAUGAAGGCGAGGCUUCAAAGUAUGUUCGAUGCGAUAUCGGGAAAAGAGAGCAGAUUCAAUCCAGACGUUGUGAUCCAAGCGGAGGAUGUUAACACAGAUGCUGCACCAGCUGCAGUAGUCACGUGCUCGGCUGUUUGCGCGACUCUCAACUCGUCAACGACCACAACCAACGUUAACACCACGCCGCUCACGACCGCGGCUAUCGUACCGAGUGGAUUCUCCUCGUCGAAAAUUGAUACGAAGGCCGACACGAAAGCAGUUGCAGCUUUUAGCUUACCGAACGUCACGUUAUCGACGAAAUUGGACGUGCCAGCAACGAGUACACCCGAGAUAAAAGAGACAAAUUUGCCUACUAAGAUAGCUGACGCGAUUGAUCAACCGAAAAUCGUGUCGACGGCGUCUACGGUGGCGAGCACGGAAUCCACCUCGCAACAAGUUACUUCCGCCCCAUCUGCAACGCCAAUGUUCGCUUUUGGCAAACCAAUCUUGCAAGCACCAGCUGCAACAUCGAGCAGAUCAUUGCCAAGCUUUGGUAGUGGUGCACUGGGUAAAACCAGCUUUCCAUCGAUUACUACGACAAUAACACCGUCAACUUCGACUAACUUCCUCGCAGCCGCGUCAGGAAAAAGUCCGGGAAAUAGUACGCCUAUAAGUUUGGCGUUUGUACCUAUAAGUUCUAGCACCAACUCUAGCACACCGGACGCGAAAAUCGAGACGAGUAACGCGGUUGCGAACGCAAGCAUCGGCUCGCCUACCACGGCAAGCAGCACCAAGACUAGCUCCAUCUUUGCUUUUGCUAGCAACAAACCUCUUCCAAUCUCCACGACGCCGGCUCAGACCUUACCGUCGAGUUUGCUGUCGCAAACCACCAGGACCUUACUGCCAGUUCAGGCGACUAGUGCGACUAGUAUCGUCGGUUUUACUGCAAGUACACCCAACCCUUCCGCGACAGCGUCGAGCAUCGCGACAACAACGGCCGCGUCCUUGUUCAGUUUCGGAAGCAAUGCUACCGCUUUACAACCUCCCAAGUCGGAUAUCUUCUCGUUCGGCCAAUCCAGUAAUGGGAGCGUUCAAGCCGCGAGCGGCCAAGCGAUACCACUGCCGCAGGCUGCCAGUAAAUCUUUCAGUUUCACGUCCAGUGCCCCGACAGCGAUCAACGCAAGCAGUUCGUUUAGUGCGAACGCAACGACUACGGCAACAACAAUACCAGCCUUUGGAUUGCCGACGACAUCUACGUUCUCGUUAGGCACGUCCAUCGUUUCUACAACUUCAUCCAGCAGCAAACCCCUGUUUGUUUUCGGUGCUUCCAGUGCAGCUUCGAGUGCAGCUGCUGCUGCACCAGUUACCACCGCUGAUAAUACUGCUACUGGCUUAGGUACAAUGGGCAAUAAAGCGAUUUCGGCGUUUGGGGCACCUACAACGACCGUUCCGCAAUUCGGCGCAGCUACCACGUCCAUCUUCGCCGCUACGUCGAACACCGCUACGUCGAAUGCAAGCAUCUUCAGUGCGACUCAGCCGGUCUUUAGAGCCGCAUCAGGAACUGCGAGUAUAUUCAACACCUCCAAGACCACUGAGCCCUCGAUCUUCGCUUCGACGACCACAUCGUCCGCGCCGCUAGACACGGCUGGCACGGCUGGUUCCAACUUGUUUUCCAAUGCCAGCGCCACUUCGACGACCUCGACGUCCUCGGUGUUUAGCAGCGGCGCGCCAAUUUUCGGUCAAGUAAAGCCCUCAACGUCUUUCGGGGCGAGCACGGGCCGCAUGUUCGGCAAUGCGACGUCACUGUUCGGCUCGACCACGCAGACCACGAGCGCGCCCACGUUCGGCAACAUCUCCACCAGCACGAUCACCCCCUCGAAUUUCGAGAUCGCAAGUAAUGCGGCGCCCGCGUUUGGGACGAAUGUCGGAGCAGCGACGAGUACACAGGCGACUCCGGCUUUUGGCGGUGCAACUAGUAUGUUCGGUUCCACUGAUGGCGCAUCGCCGGUCCCCAUAUUCGGAGCGAACGCUGCGUCUCCGGCUGCUGGAACUUUCGGCGCGUCGUCGGGAACGAGUGCCUUCGGCGCACAGAAUUCAACGGGCCUCGCGUUCGGGACUGCGAGCGGCGGCGGCGCUACAUUUGGCGACAGUAAAUCUCCAUUUGGUAUAACACCCGCGACGACGACUGGUUUUGGCACGCCCAGUUCAUCCAUUACUGCCUUUGGCGGCAGUAAUCCCAACAGCAAUACUAACAACGCGAGCAACAUGUUCGUUUUUGGAAACAACCAAAAGGAGGGGCAGCAGACCACCACAUUUUCCUUUGGAUCCAGCUUCAACGCUGCGAACAAUAAUUCGGCCACCGCACCGCCCACUCCUUUCCAGUUUGGAUCCCCGUCUACCAAACCGACAGCGGCAGGGUUUAACUUUACCCCGCCGGCGGCCCCUACCAUCAACUUUGGGGCGUCAGGCACCACGCCGGCUUUCAAUCCUUCGACGCCCGGGAUGUUCAACAUCGGGAGCGGAUCUACUGCGCCGCGAUCUAGAACAAUUCGCACGCGAAAACCAAGAUGAUGUCAGACCAGAAUGUAAAUGCUCUGCCUAUUCGAGAACGCAGUCUUGUUGAGGCUCAUCUGGUGUGUUUGCUUUUUUAAUAAUGUAAUUUCUUGCCCAUAAGAGAUACAAUCGACACGUGUGCCGCAUAUUUAAUUGUUUGGUAAAUAAAUCACAUUAACAGAGAUUUUUUCCAUAUUGAAGAUUGGUGAAGAUAAUAAGCAAUGAUCGGUAAUGUUACUGCGUUUCAAAAUCGUCUGAUGAUAACUAAUAAGUGUAUCUACUCUGUGUGUGUGUGUGUGUGUGUGUGUGUGUGUGUGUGUGUAUAUAUAUAUAUAUAUAUAUAGGUAUUUAUACGUAUAAUACAUAUACAGAAUAGAUACACUUAUCAGUUAUCAUCAGACGAUUUUAAAACGUAACAUUACCGAUUUUAAAACAGUAACAUUACCGGUCAUUAUUACUGUGUAUAUAUAUAUAGGUAUAUGUACGUAUAAUAUUACAUAUAUAACAGCAUUUCGUUUAUUAACAUUUUAGUCCAAUUAGUAGACCGAAAUGACAUAAUUUUGCAAAAAAAAAGAAACAGCUGCUUCAACUCCACAUACGCAACAGUCGCUUCACACAACUUCGAUAUUACACAGUACGAUACGAGACGUGCUUUAGAGAUCGAGCGUGCAUAAAAAUUCAUUUACCUGUACAUUUGUAUCUAUACUUAUGAAUUACGAUAGCAAGCUCUUGUAGGCAAUAUUUUAAAUCGCCCUUAGUGUUUUAUUAAAUAGUUCAAUGAAAUUGAAGGUAUCCGUAGCAUUUCUCCGUUUGUGUUUCGUUUCUUUCAAGUUUUCAUUAGAAUAUUACAACCGAAAUUAUAUUACAUAUAUAUUUCCCAGUACAUAUAACUAGUAACGUACAACUGACGCAUUCUUAUUAUUUUCACUUCACAAAUGUUCAUCGUGUCGUUCUUAUGAAGCGUAUUUCUUAUCCACUAGAAAAUUUCGCAUUAUCGCAAAUCUUUAUAAAAUACAAAAUUGUGAUACGAUAACAGAAAUGUAUUAUGUUAUGACUCGUUGUAAGCAACAUAUCUCCUGCCUUCCCGAUACCUUCCUCAGAAAAAUUGACGAAUGAAAAUCGUAUAUAAGUAAACGUUCUUCCAUUUAUGCGACGAGAUGAUAUAGUACGAUGAUGUUUGAGAUUCAUCGAGGUAUAUGCAUAAAUUGAGACAUAUAUGUCCCGUGUGGUUGCCGAACUUUGUAUAAAAUUAGAACAAAAUACAUAUUUUAUUUAUUUGUAAUGUGUUAUUUAUGAAGAAUUUACUAUCGGCUCAAUAGCAAUGCGUUAUUCAGGGCGCAUUUCGUCGUGUUCGAGUGAUGCGUUUUCUGCUUUCUCACGUAAUGAGUAAUAUUGAAAAUAUUGUAUCAUUAUUAUGUUUAUCUGUUACAUACAUAUAGAUAUGCUGACUUCAUGUAUUUUUACAUAUUAAUUAACAUCAAGCGAACAAAUAUAUUAUCAUGUAGCAAUAACAGAAUUAUGGGGUUGAAUAUACUCUUCUAUUAAAUACUUUAACUAUCCAAAACUGUUAAAAUUAUCACAAAUUUUAAAAGACCUCGUGGUUAAAAUAUUCUUAUGCGUGAUAGGGAGAGAGAUAAACAGAGAAAGAGAAAAAAACACAAAGAGAGACGUGCGCUAAUAUGUUUUAUUUAAUUAGGAUACGAUGCAACAAUUAUACAGAUUAUUGCUA